UCAAACAGUGACAGUUUACCCAGCUUUGAAAUCUCUCUGUGUUAAUAUCUAUGUGUUAAUCUACAGGAUAUGUGAUUGUUUGCAAAUAAGCAAGCCACUCUCUUAUUGUAAUAAACAGCCUUUUGAAUUCUGACCAUAAUGGCCUUAACAAAGAUGAAGCAUCCGAAUUUGAACCUAAAGAAGAAUGAAAGAAUUGGCGUUGACUACAUAAAGGGGAUUCUUCAACCUACACCCACUUGUGAUUCCUGGGAUGAAAUCUGGAACUUUCAAGCCAAGCCAGAUGAUCUACUUAUUUCAACCUAUCCCAAAGCAGGAACAACAUGGACCCAGGAGAUAGUAGACAUGAUACAAAAUGAUGGUAAUAUCGAGAAAUGUAAACGUGCCCCUACUCACCUUCGGUUUCCUUUCAUUGAAUUUAAAAUUCCAUCACUAAAAUCAGGUGUGGAUCAAGCUAAUGCAAUGCCAUCACCACGCAAACUGAAAACUCAUCUUCCCAUCCAGCUAUUACCACCAUCCUUCUUGGAGAAGGGUUGCAAGAUAAUCUAUGUGGCAAGAAAUGCUAAGGACAACUUGGUGUCCUAUUACCAUUUCCAAAAGAUGAACGCAGCACUUCCUGAUCCAGGAACCUGGGAGGAGUAUUUUGAAGAUUUCCUGAAUGGAAAAGUGUGCUGGGGUUCCUGGUAUGAUCAUGUGAAAGGAUGGUGGGAAGCAAAAGACAAAUAUCCCAUUCUCUACCUCUUUUACGAGGACAUGAAAGAGUACCCAAAGCGUGAAAUUCAAAAGAUAAUGGAAUUCAUGGGGAAGAACUCAGAUGAAGAUGUUUUAAAUAAAAUCAUCUAUCAUACCUCUUUUGAUAUAAUGAAAAAGAAUCCAAUGGCAAACUAUACAACAAUUCCUGGUGACAUUAUGGACCACUCUGUUUCCCCAUUCAUGAGAAAAGGGUGUGUUGGAGACUGGAAGAACUACUUCACUGUGGCCCAAAAUGAGAGAUUUGAUGAAGAUUACAAGAAGAAAAUGAUGGGUACCACUCUGACUUUCCGCUCUAACUGCUAAGCAGAAAUCAGAUAGAAAAUUCAUUUAUGAAGGCUUUAUCCACAAAUAUUAUUGGAUUCUCCCACCAUUCAUAAUACCAUGUAUCUCAGCAUUGUUUUAAGAUAUUUGUAAAGGGCUUUGCAAAAUCUUAAAGUAAAUGCUAGCUAUUAUCAUUAGAUUUAGUCUUCAGUAUUCUGCUAAAUAGAGGGAUUAGGAGUAUUUUCUUUUCAUUUAUUCCCUUCUCAAUUAGGUGGUCAUAGAUUUAAUAUCAUAUGUCCAAAACAGAACUCAUUAUCUUUCCCCCUAAACCUUUCCCCUUCCUACCUUCCCAAUUACUGUAGAGAUAAAAAUCAUCUUCUCAGUUUCUCAGACUCACAACCCAAAAGUCACCCUGGAUUCCUCACUAUCUCUAACCCCCACAAUAUCCAAGCUGUUGCCAAGGUCUGCCAACUUCACCUUUGCAGCAUCUCUCAAAUACACCCCCUUCUCUCUAACACUGCUACCACUCCAGGUCAUACUUUCAUUGCUUUAUCUCUGAACUAUUGCAACAGGCUGCUAAUGGGUCUGCUUCCCUCCAGUCCAUUCAUUCUCUAUUCAGCCACUAAAAUGAUUUUCCUGAAAUGCAGGUCAGAUCAUAUCACUCCCCCUAUUCAAUAAACUCCAGAGGCUCCUGUUUCUUCCAGGAGAAAAUACAAAAUGCUCUAUUUAGCAUUCAAAGCCCUCCAAAACAUAGUCUCCUGUUUCCACUUCAGUCUUCUUAAACUGUACUCACUAAUUUAUGCUCUUCAAUCCAAUGACACUGAUGUCCUGGCUGUUCUAUGAAUGAAACAUUUUUCUCUGGGUAUCCACCAUGCUAAGUGUGCUCUUCCUACCCCAGUCUUACUCCCUGGAUUCCUAAAG
Gracilinanus agilis (Agile Gracile Mouse Opossum) is the source of this 1932-nucleotide messenger RNA. Its product is annotated as sulfotransferase 1C4-like. Gene Ontology annotation, biological process: sulfation. The transcript is spliced from 7 exons. The record is from RefSeq and is a predicted model, not a curated record. Bases 139 to 1053 code for a protein of 304 amino acids. Gene Ontology annotation, cellular component: cytoplasm. Lineage: Eukaryota; Metazoa; Chordata; Mammalia; Didelphimorphia; Didelphidae. Gene Ontology annotation, molecular function: sulfotransferase activity.